This is a messenger RNA of Bacillus rossius redtenbacheri, 921 nucleotides long. RefSeq lists its product as uncharacterized. Lineage: Eukaryota; Metazoa; Arthropoda; Insecta; Phasmatodea; Bacillidae. The record is from RefSeq and is a predicted model, not a curated record. The transcript has 5 exons. Bases 62 to 742 code for a protein of 226 amino acids.
GCAGAACCCCGAGCAACGGCGAGAACCUUGCAAGAAAUACAACCAUCUAAAAACAGCGACCAUGAAGACUUCCCACAACUUUGUGGUAACUGCCGCUGUGUUUCUCUGUGGCUUUCUGGAUUACAGGGUCUCCGCCAAUUCGACGAACAUCAACCUGAACAACCUGGUGGACACUGUGCUGGAGGACAUUCAGGGCAACGCCGAGGCGGACGGCCUCGACCCCUUCUGCUUCAACGGCUCCACGACUUCGUUCGGAGCGGGACUGUUCACUGGGCUGCUGACCUUGACCAACGGGGAGAUGUACGGUGCCGAGACGGUCUUCAGGUACGGCAACGCCGAGCAGACGGUGGACGCCGACACCGGCAGAUCGAACAUCUCCAUGGCGCUGGGAUUCAAGAACCUCACGUACAAGACCGACUACAGGGCGAGCUGGGGGGUGCUCAGCACCUCCGGCGUGGCGCGCGGCCAGGUCCGCGACCUGUACCUCGACCUCUACGCGCUGGCCGACGUCAAGAACUCCUCCGACGUCACCGUGAGGGUCGCGGCCGUCAAGGUCACCUCCGUCGGUGACGUCACGGCGGCGGUGGACACGGGCAACCCUGUAUCCACGGCCGUGGAGGACGAGAUCCUGGCAGCCAUGCUGACCUUCUUCAAGGGCUACGUGGUGUCCGUCAUGGAGGACGAGUUCAAGUCGACGCUGAACAACAUCCUCGCCUCGCGGCACUUCGACCUGUCCGACUAGAGCGGACCGUCGAGCCAAUGAGACGCACGAUCACUCGGUGGUGUCGUGUCUCGAAAACCCUUCCCUUGUUGAAACAUUCAGCAACAUCCUGUAGUUAGAGAAAAAUUUGUAACUAAUCCUCACAAACUCUUGUCCCCAAAAAAUUUUUUUUUUUAAAAUAAACGGUGCUUUACCUUUUA